UCUUUGUUUCUUGUAGGAUUGCGCUCCUUCCAUCUGGCACAUUCUGGACAUAGAGAAAUAACCUUAUUGCUGUUGGUGGUGUUGCUGUUAACUUGUUAACUGUGGAAGUGGUGGUGGUGGUGGUGAUGUCAGUUGUAACAGCUGAUUGCAAAGGUAACAGAUGAAGUGUGAAAACAGUGUUGAUGAUGAAAGUGGAGAUGGUGGUAGUAGUGAUGUAACUGAGAGCGGAGAAACACAACCGGUUUCUUCUCUUCAGUCAGGAUCAUCAUUAUCAUCAUAUUCAUCUUUAUCGUCACCUUCAUUAUUACAGUUAACAGAGAAGCAGACCAAAAUUCUUCAACAAUUCCGUGAAAAACUCAAAGAUGUCCUCACACCCGUACAUGAUGACAGCUGCCUCGUCCGCUGGCUCAAAGCCAGGAACUUCAAUAUUGACCAGUCGGAAGCGAUGUUUCGUAAGGACCUGUCCUGGCGUGCAGAGAUUGGUGCCGAGACCAUUGUUGAGGACUACGUCAAUCCAGAGGCUGUGCAGCGAUACUACACCGGUGGUGUUUGUGGUUUCGAUAAAACUGGUUGUCCUGUGUUUUAUGAUCCUGUCGGUAAUCUAGAUAUGCAAGGUUUACUGAAGUCUGCGAAAAAGUCUGCCCUUAUGAAGAACAAGGUAAAGUGUAUGGAAGAAAUCGGCCGUCUCCUUGAAACAUGUUCGAUAGAGAAGAACAGAAAAAUCAACCAGGUUGUAUCUGUGCUGGACGUUAAGAACCUUGGACAGAAGCACUUCUGGAAACCAGGUGUGAAAGCUUUUUGUGAGAUAAUCAGUAUGUUUGAAGAUCAUUACCCAGAAGUAUUAAAGCAAUGUUUUAUUAUCAAUGGUAAGUAUCAACACAAUCCCUCUUUCUCUCUUCCGUCAUCAUCGUCAUCAUUUUAAUGUCCUCUUUUCCAUGCUUGCAUCAGUUA
Molecule: messenger RNA, 951 nt
Organism: Octopus sinensis (East Asian common octopus)
Lineage: Eukaryota; Metazoa; Mollusca; Cephalopoda; Octopoda; Octopodidae
Product: SEC14-like protein 3
Exons: 7
Coding region: 161-922 (253 amino acids)
Cellular component (GO): cytoplasm
Source: RefSeq, a predicted model, not a curated record